AAGGGCGCGAAUGGUAGACGAAAAGAGCAUCAAAGGGGAGCGCUAGGGAGUAGGAGAGACUGGAAUCCGCGAGAUGAAGUUCAAAGCAUUCCUUACAGACAACGGAGUUGCUCUUCUAGAGAAGAGAUUCAUUCCGGCGCUGGACAAGAUGGGAAGGGUUUGCCACCUUUACCUCACCAGAGACCACGCGAUGUUCCUCCACAACCUCCUCAACGGCGACGGCGUGCAGUCCAUCGCUCAGUUCCGCAAAGAAUCCCUCUUCGACGACUACCGCAUUUCCAGCCAGAACGACGACCGCAUUGCCUUCCUUGUGGAUCUCGGCCUCCUCCAUCGUGCCCUCCGCAGUAGCGUCAACAUCAGUAUAGAAGGUGCCGCCGGUGCUGCUGCCACUUCCAAUCGCCUCCAGAUCAGGCUUGUCAAGAAGCAAGCCCCAAAUUCUCGCCAGCCCAUGCCUUUCCUCACCUUCGAGACCAAGGGCUAUAAAUCUGCAGUCAUACAAGAUGUUCCCAUAUCUAAGCCUCUGUCAAGAGCUGAUGUUAUGGAACUCCAAUCUGCUCUUGACAUGGCACAGGAUCUGCCCCAGACUCUGGUGCAGAUACCUGAUCUACUGCAGCUGCAAAACUUCGUGGAUCGUCUAAAGCAAGUAGGUGAUUUGCUUAAUGUCUCCAUAACCCAAUAUGGGGAUCUCCAUUUACAAGUUUCGACUACCCUGACCACUGUUGGUUCCGAGUUUCGGAAAUUGAGAGUUCUCGGAGUCCAAGUGGAAGCUCCUGCUGGGGAUCAAGUUCUCAGCGCUCAGUCUCGUAGAGAAGUGGCACUACAGAAGGGAGAAGCUCUUUCUGUGCAUGUGAGCAUGAAGCAUUUUACCAAGACUCUGCACUGUCACUUGACAAAGCCAGAUUGUGCUUUCUAUGGUAUAGCUCCACAGGGUUCUUGUUUGACUGUGAUAUUCCAGUUCUUCAUUCCUGGGACACGGCAGACAGAUAAAUCCAUCAGUUUACACUGCAGGCUUCCUGUACUUGACACUGGCUCUAGUUGAAUUGCUAUCAGUUUUCCAUUAUCCUGUCUUCCUCUUUACUUAGAGAACCUUCUGUAUGAUUCUAGUGAUCCAUUUAAUCUCUUCUGAUCAGGUUUGUUAAUUUCACAAUUCCAGUAUGUAGCCUGGAUGCACCAAAUCUUUUAAUUUCACUUGAAGUGCAUCAUGAUUUUCACAUUUUCUCUAGGGUAUCUCUUUUCAACCUAUUUAUAGAAAUGUAAAAUCAAAGGAAAAGAAAAUUCCGGUCACUGGGAUGUGCA
Molecule: messenger RNA, 1296 nt
Organism: Telopea speciosissima
Lineage: Eukaryota; Viridiplantae; Streptophyta; Magnoliopsida; Proteales; Proteaceae
Product: checkpoint protein hus1
Exons: 7
Coding region: 74-1039 (321 amino acids)
Biological process (GO): nucleotide-excision repair; double-strand break repair via homologous recombination; meiotic DNA integrity checkpoint signaling
Cellular component (GO): site of double-strand break; checkpoint clamp complex; nucleolus
Source: RefSeq, a predicted model, not a curated record